Molecule: messenger RNA, 1446 nt
Organism: Anneissia japonica
Lineage: Eukaryota; Metazoa; Echinodermata; Crinoidea; Comatulida; Comatulidae
Product: iron-sulfur cluster assembly scaffold protein IscU-like
Exons: 5
Coding region: 99-593 (164 amino acids)
Biological process (GO): iron-sulfur cluster assembly; intracellular iron ion homeostasis
Cellular component (GO): mitochondrial matrix; cytoplasm
Molecular function (GO): ferrous iron binding; 2 iron, 2 sulfur cluster binding
Source: RefSeq, a predicted model, not a curated record
UCCGAUGAAGACGCAAUUAUUUAUAUUCAUCGUGAUUCUGCGUAAACUGCAUGUGAUAUUAGAUUAUAAACAAAAUAUUAUUUUCUCAUAAAAAAGUAAUGGCACUUGCUCGUGAAUUUGGAAAAUCACUUCGACUGGUUCUUCAGAAGAGAAAUCCAGUUGCUUUUGCAUCUUCAAGUUAUCACAAAAAUGUGAUUGAUCAUUAUGAGAAUCCACGUAAUGUUGGGGCUUUAGAUAAGGAAGAUAUGAAUGUUGGAACUGGACUUGUGGGGGCACCAGCAUGCGGUGAUGUUAUGAAGCUUCAGAUCAAAGUUGAUGACGACGGCAAGAUUAUUGAUGCUAAAUUCAAGACUUUCGGUUGUGGCUCUGCAAUAGCAUCAAGCUCACUGGCCACUGAAUGGGUGAAAGGGAAGACGUUGGAUGAAGCUACAACAAUCAAGAACAAGGAUAUUGCAAAAGAACUUUGUCUUCCGCCUGUUAAGCUUCACUGCUCUAUGUUGGCAGAGGAUGCUAUCAAGGCUGCCCUCAAUGACUACAAAAUCAAGCAGACGUCAAAGCAGACAGCCAGUAAGGAAGCAAACGCAUCUGUGUGAACUCCCAUCACACAUUGUUACAAUAAUUAAGUCUAAAAGCACACGGAAGAGCUUUCCUCUAGCAUCAACUCUGUUUAAGAGGCUACAUUGUGUAAAUAGGUGGUAUUAUAAGUAGUUUUGAAGUAGGGUUGUCUUGCAUGAGGAAUUAAACUUCUUCUGUUAAUACUGUAUAUAUUUAUUGUUAAUUAUAUUUUUGUUUUAUUAAUUUAUAAAUUAAAAGAAUGAUUGUUAAAUGAUUAUCAUUACACAUAACUGAAUAUCCUAGUGAACAUCUGUGUGUAUUUAAGAAUAAUAAUCUAUAUUUUAAGCUAAAAAAAAUAUGCACUGCAAACUAGGUGAACAAAUAAGCAAAAUGAUAUAGUUUCAAAAUGAUAAUUAUUUUUGUUUUUUUGUUUUAAUGUUUGGUAUUGGAGAAUGUCAUGAAAGACCUGUGUUCGGCAGAACACUAAUGGUGAUUCACUGCCAAUUUCCAGUGCUGUCUGGGAUAUUAUUCUAAUAAACAUGAUCAUCAUACAGUAUAUAAAUUCCAUCAUUUUUUAAAUAAUUAUUUCGUGAUAAAACAUGAUUGCAAUUGUCGUGCCUGUGAUAUUAUAUGUAUAAGACAUUGUGUAUUGCUAGAGUUGUGUAGGUAAUUAUCAAAUGGAUAGAAGCACUUGCUGUACAUAGGUUGUGAAGGAGAUAACCAUAGAUUUUCAGGUGGGACGCAAUUGCACUCCUUGCUUUUUUGGGGUCCAAAACAGGGUCUUUGUUUUUUCUUAUUUUGGUGCUGAAAGAAUAGGACAGUUUAGUUUUUAUGCACCAAAGAAAGUAAAGAUUUUUUGACUGUUAAUAAAAUCCUGUUUCAAUUGGAAAA